Coffea arabica (coffee) is the source of this 957-nucleotide messenger RNA. Lineage: Eukaryota; Viridiplantae; Streptophyta; Magnoliopsida; Gentianales; Rubiaceae. The record is from RefSeq and is a predicted model, not a curated record.
AUGCAAGAGCAGGACUUAAAGCAAAGGCUCUAUGAAGAUCUACAAGAUACGUGUUAUCUUGUGGUACUUGAUGAUGUAUGGAAGGAAGAAGCGUGGGAUUGUCUAUCUAGGGCCUUUCCUGAUGUUAGUACAUCAAGUAGAUUGCUACUUACAAGUAGCAAUCGGGAUGUUGCUCUACACGCAGAAGCUCUUAGCAUCCCAUAUGAGUUGAAAACUUUCGGGCAGGAAGACAGAUGGCAGUUGUUUCUCAGAAAGGCCUUAGGCCCUGGGGCUGAUGGUGGGUGUCCUCUGUAUUUGGAAGAAGUAGGCAGAGAUAUUGUAAGGAUAUCUGCUGGUCUACCACUGGCCAUCGCAGUUACUGGUGGCCUGCUACCGGGCAAGAAAAAAUUGAAGAGUGAAUGGGAGUAUGUUCUCAACAACUUUAGCACAUAUCUAUCAAGGAGAAAGAGUGAAGCAUGGGCAAUUUUAGAAUUUUAUGCAGACCUUCCUCCCAAUCUGAUAUUUGGCCUUUUAGGGAAUAAUGCAGAAAAUUUGGAGAAAACUGCAGCAUACGAUGUGGAACAACUUACUAGCAGAAAUAUGGUUCAAGUGGCGGAAAUGACUUUUGAUGACUGGAUUAGAAGCUGUAGACUCCAUGAUUUAUUCCGAGAACUUGCUAUCAGAAAGCUUUCACACUUACAAGGAAAGGUUAAUCUUAGCUUCAAAAGUUCCAGAAAGCUUAAGGUAGCAGACCUUGAGAAUGUUAACAUUAAUCGCUUGCCAAAAGAAAUUGGUGAAGUCAGGCUUCUGAUUCUGAGGUACCUUGGUUUAAGAGAGACAUUGAUUGAAAAGCUCCCUCAUUCCUUAUGUUGCCUGCAAAACUUGCAUACUCUUGACAUAGUCAACUUGGAUUCGGAAGUGGAAGUUUCAGAUUUCGUUUGGAAGCUUGAAAGUUUACGGCAUCGAUUUUCACUUUGA